Messenger RNA from Paramuricea clavata, 3361 nucleotides. NCBI's taxonomy places the organism in Eukaryota, Metazoa, Cnidaria, Anthozoa, Malacalcyonacea, Plexauridae. The record is from the annotation of a GenBank genome assembly.
CACUAGGAAACAUUAGUGAGGAACAUAGGCAAACAUCAAAUGUUUCUGAAUUCGCUAGGAAACAUUUUUGCUUCCCGGGAAGCAAAUUUUGUUUCCGCAACAAUGUUUCCACGGGUGGGCAAACAUGGAAACAUUUGAGGAAACAUCGAGAAUCACAAAUGUUUCCACAACAAUGUUUCCUAAUUUGCCCAGGGAUAUACGAUCACUAGAUAAUUUACGACUAUUAUGAAGAUGGCCUUACAUUUCUACCAUUUAUUUCCAGGUGACAAGGAUCCAAUGAUAAGUCAAUUCGCGCAGGACUUCAUCUACAAGGGCGUGGCUCACUUAGAGAACAAGGGUGCAAGAUUCCAACAUUUACAUCACUGAUUGGUUCUUGCAAGCCUUGCCUGCCCUGGUCAAACGAGCAUGAGAGUUGAGAAGCAAGAGUUUGCAUGAGAGUUGAUGAGAGUUGAGAAGUGAGAGUUUUCUCAACUCUCGUGUCCUGGUCAAACGAGAACAGAAGUUUCACGAGAGUUGAUGAGACUAUGAGAGUUUUCUCAACUCUCAUGCCCCGAUCAAACGAGAACAAGAGUUGCAUGAGAGUUGGUGAGAGUUGAGAAGCGAAGUUUGCAUGAGAGUUUUCUCAACUCAAGAGUUGCAUGAGAGUUGAUGAGAGUUGAGAAGCGAGAGUUUGCAUGAGAGUUUUCUCAACUCUCAUGCCCCAAUCAAACGAGAACAAGAGUUGCAUGAAAGUUGGUGAGAGUUGAGAAGCGAGAGUUUGCAUGAGAGUUUAUCUCUCAACUCUCAUGCCCCGGUGAAACGAGAAAAAGAGUUGCAUGAGAGUUGAUGAGAGUUGAGAAGUGAGAGUUUUCUCAACUCUCGUGUCCUGGUCAAACGAGAACAGAAGUUUCAUGAGAGUUGAUGAGACUAUGAGAGUUUUCUCAACUCUCGUGCCCCAGUCAAACGAGAACAAGAGUUGCAUGAAAGUUGGUGAGAGUUGAGAAGCGAGAGUUUGCAUGAGAGUUUAUCUCUCAACUCUCGUGCCCCGGUCAAACGAGAAAAAGAGUUGCAUGAGAGUUGGUGAGAGUUGAGAAGCGAGAGUUUGCAUGAGAGUUUAUCUCAACUCUCAUGCCCGGUCAAACGAGAAAAAUAGUUGACUGGAUAUUACCGUGUACGCAGCGAAAACGCUCAUAAACUCUCAUUAAAAGUUGAACCAGUUCAAAGUUGAUCAGAAUUGCGAGUUCAUUCAAAGCUUUUAAGCUUCGUUCUAAUUAUAAAAUGUACUUUCCAGAUUUUAAACAGUUACAACUACAAAGAAAGAACGAUUUGUUGAAAUGUCUGAAUGAAUAUAUGAAUGUGAAAUCUUAUGAAGAACUGGGUCCCAGCACUAACCCUUGUCAACGAGCUGCAAUUGAUUUUAUUAAUUGGUAAGUCGUAUAUAUGGUCACAUAGAAUGUACAUUCCCGGUAAAUGUUGCUACAAGGUUGUUGAGCUCCACAUACUUGUUACAAGUUGUUCCAACAACUUGUUCUCGUCCUGGGGCCGGUUGUAUAAAACUUUUAAUCACUUUUUUAAUCACUAUUUUGUAGUUAAAUAGUGAUUAACUCUCAAAUACGCGCUUCUUAUUGGAUGACAUUUCCACUAACUAUAGUUAACUUUAAUCACUUUUUUAUACAACCGGCCUCAGUAAUUCAACAAGUUGUGAGUGGCAACCUUGUAGCAACUUGAUAAAAUAACAGCAUUGUUACAACUUGUUGACAAGCUUGCUACAAGCCUCUUGCGAACACAUCUUGUUGACAAAUUGUUAACGGCUUUUUGCCACUUGCUACAAGGUUGUUGAGCUCCACAUACUUGUUACAAGUUGUUCCAACAACUUGUUAUCGUCCUGCAAUUCAACAGUUUGUGAGUGACAACCUUGUAGCAACUUGAUAAAAUAACAGCAUUGUUACAACUUGUUGACAAGCUUGCUACAAGCCUGUCGAACACAUCGUCGACAAGUUGUGAGAUUUUUACUUGUGUACCUCAAGUAAAGAAUUUCAGUUCAUUCAUUUUCACCGACUUUAAUCAUUGAAUGCGAAACUCACGACUCUUUCUUAUAUGUGUAGUGGAACGACGACAUCGUUAUUCGGCUACAAGAUCAACACACCAAGCUCCGUGGCCGUGUUGAUCAGACUUAAACGAAACAUAUUGAAGGAUAAAGAGAAGCGUGAAGCUGCCUGUUGCUGACACAAGAUUAUGCAGACUAAAGAAAGUUUUCAAGAAUCACGCUUGGGAGCUGAUUACUGACCGAAGAUAGAGGGGAAUAGAGAGAGAGUUAUGAAGAAUUCAUGGAAAGUCACGAAGAUUUCAGAAAGUAGAAAUUUUGUCAAGAGAACUGGAAUCCAGGAAUAUUUUAAGGACUGCGAAGCCAUUAUGAUGGAAAAGUAAGUCCGUUGUGUGGUUUCAAUUUUCACAUGUGCUUUUCCCGGAAUUUCCAUUGCCAAAACAUUAACUUGCAAUGGAUUAACAAUAGACAAGUACUUGUUCUAGUUAGGCGAUUAUCGGACGUGUUUUAAAUUCAGUUAGCUGACUUAGCUCUUCAAAUUUUUUAUGAAGAAUAUUUCAAAGUAUAUACUAGGAUAUUGUAGAAAACAAAUGAUUAACAGAUAAAGAAUAUAUUAUGAUAAAAUUAUUAUGUAAUAUAUUUUCACCUUAAACGUAUUGAUUCAUAUUAAAUAGUUCAUUUUCAAAAAUGUCCCUUUUCUAUUUCUAAGUUCUAGAACUACGCAAACAGACAGGCGUCUGUUUGUCAUGUUUAUGCACAGACAAAUUAACACCAGGGCCUGGUUGUUCAAAGCUAGAUAGGCUAAACCUGGGUUAAAAUUUAACCUGCUGUUGUAGUUUAUGUAUUUCUGCGGGUCUGUUUAUUUCAAAACUUCAGCGAAGAAAACUCCUAUUGAUCCAGACAAGAUUUCUAAAGAAAUAUUUCCAAAUUUAUAAACAACUUGUCGGGAAGUUUGCUUUGAAUUUUAGGUUAACCCAGGGUUAAGCGCUUAUCUGCUUUCAAUCAACCAGCGCCGUUCAGACGCGGUCGACAUGUCUCUAGUAGAAAUCGUGCCUGUAGUUUUUCAUUGUGAUUCUUCAAUGGUAGUUUCCAUAUCAAAAGUUUUUCAUUGUGAUUCUUUAAUGGUAAUUUUCAUACCACCUAAGGCGUGCUGACUAGAUCGAUGUAGAUUUUGCAUUUUUUAAAUGACCACCAAAUCGGUCUAUUUUAUGCCCACUUAAAACGAGUACAGAAACUUGGUGUAAGCUAACAUGAAUUGGAUUGGAUCUUCCAGCUGAGGGUAAUGACCAAUAUUGUUCUCUAGAACGGUUAUACCAUGUUGGGGUAUUAACUCCCUAG